Punica granatum (pomegranate) is the source of this 977-nucleotide messenger RNA. NCBI's taxonomy places the organism in Eukaryota, Viridiplantae, Streptophyta, Magnoliopsida, Myrtales, Lythraceae. The record is from RefSeq and is a predicted model, not a curated record.
GAAGAAGGUUUUUCGCCUUGGAUAUGUAUAUAUCGAUGUUUAUUUUCUGUAAUUAAGUUCUCAUUCUAAUUUCUCUUAAUUUCUCUCUCUUCGAUACGCAUAUAUCGAUGUUGUGGGCUUGUGGCUGCCACUGAAUGAGCCUUGGGCUUCAUGUAAGGCUCAACCGGGCCUGGUUUUAGCCCAUUCGUUCGGCCCAGUCCUGGCGGCCAUCAGAUACAGACAGUGCCAGCUCGCCAGCUUCUUCAUCACCAACUCUCCACUGACAGUGGAGCUGCUCCAGUAGUAUCAGCAUCGGACCGGAAACCAACUCUCACCGGAGCAUCCGCGAAGAAGAAGAUCGAGGAGAAGGAGAUGAUGCGAUACAAAGAGGAGAAAGAAGCGAAGAAGGAAGCUUUCAGGAAGUACUUGGAGUCGAGCGGGGUCGUCGAUUCACUCACCAAAGUUCUGGUGGCGUUGUACGAGCAGAACGACAAGCCAUCCUCUGCAGUUGAGUUUAUACAACAAAAGCUGGGUGGUCCAACCGUGUCCGAGUUCGAGAAGUUACAAGCAGAAAUGUCCGAUUUGCAGGUGAAGUAUGGUGAGCUUCUGGAAGCCCACCAGAAAAUUUGCAAGGAGUUAGAGGAACUAAAGAAUUCACAUCAUGCCGAAUCAGCCAAGGAAACCAAUGACGAGGAGGGCCCUAAAGAUGGAUUUUGAACAUAGUGAGGGAGGAUUGGCGCUUCUAUAAUUCACGGGUGGGAGAACGAACAAUUGACAAGAAAGUAUACAUUCCUUGUCCUCCCUGGCACCUGCAAGCAGUACAGCCUAUUAUAACACAUUCAUUCCGGGUUUGAUCUGCUGUUUGUUGUGAUAUUCGUAUGUUCAUCAUUGUUACUCUUCUAUCUACAAAAUCCUUCUUUACUUAUUCAAGUCUAACAUUAUCUGCUUACAUGAGACUGCUCCUAAUAGCGACAGAAAAGACAUUCUUGUGAAAACCA